AUCCGCUUCCCCAUACUUGUAACUUGCAUCCGAACCCUGCACUGCACAUCCAACACCCCCUCCCUCCUCACUCUACUCCGUACCUAGGUACUCCUCAGCGCAGCAGGUCAAUCAUCAUCACAUCCAUUCAUUCAUCCCCUUCACUCACACACGCCCUCAGCUGCCUGCCCCCCCUCUCCGUCUCCCUCUCUCCCUGCGGCAUCCCGAAUCCGACGAGGGCCCCGACACCGCUCCCGCUCCCGCUCCCGCUGUCUCCACAGCAGCACCUUCAAAGGACCGGUACCUCACCAGAGAGCACUUGGUCUCACCGCUUCUCCAACGCAUCAAAUCAAUUGCAGCUGCCAUGCUGCCCCUGCUGCUGCUGCAACUCCUUCUGCCUCUCCCUCUGCCUCUGCCCUGCUGCAGACUCUCAGAAUGAUGCCUCGAUAGUCGCCUCCCUCCCUCGCCAUCUUCGUCAUCAUGGCUGACCAGCAACCGGCUUCCUUCUUCCCCCCCUCCAGUAUCCCCCCACCGCCGCCACUGCCUCCUUCCAAAACGUCCUACUUCUCGCGCUUCGUGACCCAGCCUCUGACGACUGCCUAUGGCUCGCGCCCUCCCUCUGCUCAGGCAAACCAUCCCCAUGGCGGCCGUCCGAACCCACUGGUCCCAAGGCUGCCCGAUGCCCGGACUGGCUCGUCGCAAGACGCCAGCCAUAAAACGGGCCUGGAGAUCUCGGCCCUUGACAUCAACCGUGAGCGUACCCACGCCAUCCUGGCCGGCAAGGAGAUCCUCAAGACAGUGCGCGUGCAAGGCGCCAAGAUCGUCGAGGAGACCAAUCUCCGCGCCGCCAUCCUCAACUAUGCAGACCGAACCACCACACCUGCUCGCCAGCGCGACGGCCUUGGGGUUCAUGACGUGAAGUGGUCUCACGGCCCGUUUGGCACCCACAUUGCAACUGCCGCCGCCAAUGGCAAGGUGAUUCUGUACGAUCUCAAUCGUGCCGGCAUGGAGAUGGCCCGCCUGCACGAGCACACCCGUCAGGUCCACAAGCUUGCCUUUAAUCCUCACCAGGGCGCUCUGCUGCUCUCCGCUAGCCACGAUGCCACCGUUCGCCUAUGGGACUUGCGCGACUUCCGAAAGGAAGCCAUGACCUGUCGCAGCAGAAAUCAAUUCGUCGGUAUGAAUGGCGGCAUCCGGGAUGUCCAAUGGUGUCCCACAGACGCCCUCGAGUUUGCCUUUGGCACCGAUAAUGGAACCAUCCAGCGUUGGGACUUCCGCCACACAAAGGGCCCGAAACAGAAGGUCACGGCCCACGAUCAGCGCACUUGCACAUCCAUCGACUGGCACCCGGAUGGCAAGCACUUGCUCAGCGCCAGCGUCGACAAGACGGUCAAGCUUUGGGAUUUCUCGCUGGAUGGGAGGCGGCAGAAGCCGGCAUUCGUCUUGACCACGCCCUACCCCGUCUACAAGGCCCGCUGGAGACCACCCUACUGGUCCGACGAAUACUACGAAAAGGGAGUGUAUCAAUGCACCCAAAUCGCCACGUCCUAUGAUCGGGAUCACCCAGCCAUCCACGUCUGGGACUUGCGACGGCCGUAUCUGCCGUUCCGAGAGCUACAGAAAUUCGCCAGCGCCCCUGCCGACAUGCUCUGGCACUCACGCGACACCCUUUGGACCGUUGGCCGGGAGGGCGUGUUUCAGCAGAAUGACGUCCAUCAUGCGGCAAAGGUGGUUGACCGCCGCAAUCUGCAGUCCUUUGCCCUGUCGCCAACGGGGGAGCUUGCUGCCGUCGUACAGAAGCGACCCCGGCAGCGGCGCGCGGGCCUCGACUAUUCCUCCGACGACACGUAUCUGGGGAAGAAGCGCAGUAGCUCGGAAAAGACUAGCCUUCGCAGCUCCGCAGACGAUAGCUUGGACGACAGCUUCCUCAGCUCGUCGCUGAAGAAGAGCCAUGGUCGCACGGCAAGUAGCAGAUCGACCAGGUCGUUCGGGACCACUGCUCCGUCCGAGACGGCACCCAAGGUCAUGUUCCUCACGGACUCUCUGGCAAUGCACAAUGAAUCGUUGAAGCCAAACCAGAUUGCGGUUCGCGGGACCUUGCCCGGCGCAUUCAAUGUCCAGAUAUUCGCCUACCUGGCUCAAAAAUACAAGGCGAUAGCGCUCCCCGACCCGCCCACGGUGCGGGCCUUUCUCGAUCUCCAACAUGCCUUCGAUCAGAAUGCCGAGUAUGCACAAAGAGCCGCACUCCACAGGUUGGCUGAGACUUGGAAAAUCGUUGGCAGGGCCGUCACCUUUCUCGCUAGGCGACGCGCAGAGAAGCACAGACAGCACCGACGCACGCACGAGACGACAUACCCCGCAUCCGCAUCCGUGGCGUCUCAUGAGGCUAAUGAGGCUAAUAAUGAGGCCGCGCCCCAAAUCGGGUCCGAUGUGCCUUUGCCAGCACGCGACAACAACACGUCGUCCCUCACCCUCACCGUCCCUCCACGCCCGGUCCCCUGCGCUACCGAUACCUCCAACGUGCCCACGCCCGUCGCACGUCCUGUUACGAGCCCGGAAGCAGCUUCUAGUAGUAGUGCACAGCAGCUGCAUCCACUACCAGACCCCGACGAGGAUGACGGCAAGGUCCAGCUACCGCCACCGGCCACUGGACCCCAUUCCUUGGGCCCAGCGGAGGCCUCGCUCGCCCAAGGUGCUUCGAAUGGCUCGCUGGCUCCCGAUCGCCUCACCUUCGACGCAUCGCCAUGGUACAACUCGCCGCGGGAUUUGGACGAACGUAGGGCUUUGAUCGGCAGUUGGAGGGCAGUGCCCCGGGAGCCGCUCCGCCUGGAACCUUCCAGUGCGAGAGGGAUGGGCAUCGACAUACCACAUCGACUGGACCGACAUGACUCGGGCGAGAGCUUUGCCAUGUUCUCGGCUUCAACCGAUUCGCAGACGGCUCCCUCUGCGUCGAGCUCAUUUGCAAGUGGUAGAUCACACAAUCCGAGUAUGCAGUCCAUUCCUGAGGAUAUCCCGCUCGGACGCCCAGGCUCCAGCUUUGGGAAGCCAAGGCCAACGGAACAACCCCCUCUGGAUACUGCUAACAUGGCUACGAGCCUGUCUAUAUCACCCAAAAAUAAUGCCCUUGGCGCAGGCUAUAUUGGACCCGGCAAGCCGCGCGAAGUCUUCAAGCAAGGUUCGGCCCGUGCUGGCUCCAGCCUUGCAACCGACCACGGCAGCAAUGAGCACGCAGCGUUGGAGAUUGCAACCCUUCGCAGGAACAACCAGCUUCUCCGACACGAUAGUUCCGAAUCUGAGGUACUAUCAAGCACCAGGGACGGUGUUCUAGCUUCCUCACCCGAAUACAAUCCUGAAAUGGAGGCGAGCGGAACGAUUGUUCCUGAAUUCCACGAAAAGACUAGGGCUCCUGCGCAGCUUGAAUCAAGUGCCGAGGACCCGCUCCUGUUGUCAGAUUUCCAGGCUUUCCAUGUUGACGCGGAACAAGGGGCGGCGUUCACCGUCAUCGGCUUACUGGAGAACAUCUUGGCAUUUCACACGCGUACCUUAUCCGAUGCGCAGACAUCUUCCUUGCUGGUCCUGUUGCUCGCGCCAUUACUAUCGCAAACCCAGUCCAGGACUGAUGCUACAGAUAUUUUGGCUCACUUCUCCGAUGUUCUUUCUUCCAUGGGCAUGAGCCCUGCGCAAGUGCAGACCAUCGUAAAGACUCAGCUUAGUCACGUGCUCACCACAGGAAUCAAUCCGUUCCAAGCCGAGGCCAUCUUGUACACUUACCAUGAUCAGCUUCAUAGCCUUUCGCUCUUCAACUCUGCAGCUUCGCUACGUCGUCUCUCGUAUCCUACGUACCCCGCAGUAUAUGAACAAGCCCUCAAAGACACUCAGUUGGGACUGCUAUGCCUUAGCUGCAAGUCCCCCAUCAACAAUCCCAAGGACAAGAUGCGGUGCGAGACCUGCAAAAGGGCGCAAGCGCCGUGUCCAAUCUGCUGGGCUCGGUUUCCGGCUUUUGAGCCGGCCACGAAGAAGAAACUCAAAGCAAAGCACCGUCAUGCUCAUAAAGAUACCACACAUCGCAGGAAGAGAUCUUCUCUACAAUCUGACCAGUUGAGGUUAGACACAGACGUUGAGGGAAGUGAGAUCAGCCCCUCAACCCCUGAGAACCUCUCGGGUCUCAAUACAACGCUCUGGACGUGGUGUCCGCUCUGUGGUCAUGGUGGCCACACACAUUGCCUCUCAACUUGGUUCGCCAACGGCAAUCUCUCAGAUGGUGCUUGCGCCACCGAGGGUUGUCUCUGUGACUGUGUGAGCGGCCGCCGCCGCCACGAUAAACUUGACGAGAUGAUAGCAAGGAAAGCAGAGAAGGAGAGGUCGAAAAUGGUUCGUAAAGGUGACGAUUGGAAGAUUGGGGAGAGUAAAGCUGUCUCUGCCGUUCGUGGCACACUCCCUGUAGGGGACGGUUCAACAACGGAGAGUGUCGAUUCACCACGGAAUCAAGUUUCUACCACUACUGGGGCGUCUUCAGCCGGAACUCAGCUCGGCAAGAAGGAGGACGCGAGAAGGGUUCGAGUCGUGGGUCCUGAGGAUUCGCGAUGA
Molecule: messenger RNA, 4566 nt
Organism: Westerdykella ornata
Lineage: Eukaryota; Fungi; Ascomycota; Dothideomycetes; Pleosporales; Sporormiaceae
Exons: 4
Coding region: 460-4566 (1368 amino acids)
Biological process (GO): positive regulation of TOR signaling
Molecular function (GO): protein binding
Source: RefSeq, a predicted model, not a curated record